GGUGUUUCAUAUGAUAGCAAUCCCUGCCACCAGGGUGGUUCAUCCUCACAAAACUACGGGGGAUCAUCCUCACAAAACUAUGGUGGAUCCUCCUCACAGAACUACGGUGGAUCGUCCUCACAAAACUAUGGUGGUAACCAAGGUGGAUAUUAUGGUGACAACCAGGAUGGAUCCUCACAAAACUAUGGUGGUGGCCAAGGUGGAUCAUCCUCCUCAGAUGGCUAUUAUGAUGGUCAGGAAUCCCAAGAUUUCUCAAGCAAUAAUCCCAACGCUUGUGAUGAUAAUGACUCUACCUACAGUGCCAAUGGCCAGCGUUCUGGUUGUGCAAAGAAGAAGGUUCUUGUUGCCCGAGAUACAUCACAUGUUUUAAAUGAAAGAGCCUAUGAUGUACUGAAUUCAUCUUCUCCUUCGAAUGGCAGUCACGAUGGUGUCCAGGGUGGAUCAUUUGUGGCAACCAGUGGUGGAUCAAGUAAUCAGGGUGGCUGUGUUUGUCCUGAUGGAAGCAGUGGUCACAGACAGGGUGGUCCAGGUUCUUCCCACAGCUCUUACUCUGGUAACCAGGGUGGGCCUUCCUUCUAUCCUGGUGGAUCUUACGGACAAGGUGGGCCUUCCUUCUAUCCUGGUGGAUCUUACGGACAGGGUGGAUCUUCUGCUUAUGAUGGCAGCAGUGAAUCCUAUGGUCAGGGUGGAUCUUCUGCAUAUAGUGGUGCUGAGUCUUAUGGUCAGGAAUCACCUUCGACAGGAAGCAGUGAAAAUUAUGAUGGUGAAUCACCAUCUGGUAGCCGCCAGAGCGAACGGGGAUCAUCUUCUCAAGGUGGUGGCUACUCCAGUGGACAGGACUCAUCCUCAUCUGGAAGCAGCCAGUAUGGUGGGCAGGGUCCAACAUCUUCAGGAAGCAGCCAGUCUGGUGGACAGGACUCAUCAUCUUCUGGAAGCAGCCAGUACAAUAGCCAAGGCUCAUAUUCCUCUGGAACUAGCCAGUAUGGAGGUCAGGGUUCACCUUCCUCAGGAAGCAGCCAGUAUGGUGGACAGGGUUCACCUUCUUCAGGAGGCACCCAGUAUGGAGGACAGGGUGUAGCUCCUUCAGGAAGCAGCCAAUAUAGUGGACAGGGCUUUUCCUCAGGAGUCAGACAGUCUGGUGGACAGGGCUCUUUUGCUGGGACCAACUACCACGGUGGACAGGGCCCAUAUUCUGGAAGCAGUCAGUAUGGUGGACAGGGAUCAUAUCCCUCAGGAAGCAGCCAGUAUGGUGGGCAGGGCUCAUAUCCUUCUGGAGGCAAACAACAUGGUAAACCAGGUGGCUCUGGCUCAGGAAGCACUUACCCUGGGAAACAG
Acanthisitta chloris (rifleman) is the source of this 1335-nucleotide messenger RNA. RefSeq names its product loricrin-like. The record is from RefSeq and is a predicted model, not a curated record. The annotation marks the transcript as partial. The transcript has 33 exons. Lineage: Eukaryota; Metazoa; Chordata; Aves; Passeriformes; Acanthisittidae.